Messenger RNA from Pipra filicauda (Wire-tailed manakin), 5940 nucleotides. RefSeq names its product electron transfer flavoprotein-ubiquinone oxidoreductase, mitochondrial. The coding region runs from base 382 to 4350 and encodes 1322 amino acids. Gene Ontology annotation, molecular function: electron-transferring-flavoprotein dehydrogenase activity; iron-sulfur cluster binding; protein binding. The transcript is spliced from 30 exons. The record is from RefSeq and is a predicted model, not a curated record. Gene Ontology annotation, biological process: G protein-coupled receptor signaling pathway; electron transport chain. Lineage: Eukaryota; Metazoa; Chordata; Aves; Passeriformes; Pipridae. Gene Ontology annotation, cellular component: mitochondrial inner membrane.
GGACUACUGGUGACAAUUCUUGGGACCUGGCUGUGUUUUGUGCAGCAGCAGCAGCCGCCUUCCUUGGAGCAGACCCAUGUCCGUGCAUACAGCACAGACUUUGCCUGCUGCAGAACAGACCCCAUCCUGUAAAGGCAGAGCCUGAGGAGCCAAUGUGAUCCUGGAAAUCUUCAUGUGCAUGUGUGCCAGAGAAGGGGGAGAGAGAGAGAGACCUAGUGUGAAGGAGAGUAGGGGAGGAAGGCAGGCAGGGAGAGAAGGGAGCUUGCUUCACGCACUGCUGAAGGCUGUCAGAAGCAGACCAUACAAGCAACAGUCUGGCUGGUGCACAGUUUAAGGGACAACAAUCACUGACUUUAUUCAUUGAAUUGCUGAAGGACAGAUAUGACAUCCAGCUGCUGCUUCUAUGUGUUCUUGCUUAUUGGUACCAGAGUCAUCUGUGACUCUUUGGAAGAUCAUGUUUCUGGAACUGGGGUCAGGUGCCCCCUGGGCUACUUUCCGUGUGGCAACAUCACAAAGUGUUUGCCCCAGCAACUUCACUGUAAUGGUGAGGAUGACUGUGGGAAUCAGGCCGACGAAGAAAACUGUGAAGACAACAAUGGAUGGUCUCUGCAAUUUGAUAAACAUUAUACAAAGGACAAGUACAAUAAACUGAAAUCUCUGUAUGCAUUUCAGAAAAAGACACCUGAGUGCUUGGCUGGUGAUGUGCCAUCAGAGUGUACCUGCCAAGGGCUGGAGAUCUUCUGUGAUGCUGCCAAAUUACGAGCUGUCCCAUCAGUCUCUUCAAACAUAACCGUAAUGUCUCUUCAGAGGAAUCUGCUAAGAAAGCUUUCUGCUGAUGUUUUCAAGAAAUAUCAAGAUCUUAAAAAUCUGUAUCUUCAGAAUAAUAAAAUUAGAGCUGUAUCUGAACGUGCUUUCAAAGGAUUAUACAAUUUGACAAAACUAUACCUGAGUAACAACAAGAUAACUAGUUUGGAGCCUUUUGUUUUUGCAGACCUCCACAGACUUGAAUGGCUGAUAAUUGAAAAUAAUAGGAUAAAUCGGAUCUAUCCGUUAACAUUUUAUGGACUCAAAUCACUUAUUCUUCUGGAAAUGAUGAAUAAUUCUCUUGCUCGUUUGCCUGAUAAACCUCUGUGCCAAUAUAUGCCAAGACUAAACUGGCUAGACCUUGAAGGGAACCAUAUCCAUCAUGUGAGAAAUGCUACUUUCAUCUCCUGCAGCACUCUAACUGUAUUGGUGAUGAGACGAAAUAAAAUCAGCUCUCUAAACGAAAACAGCUUCUCUUCUCUCCAGAUGUUAGAUGAAUUAGAUUUGGGUAGCAACAAGAUUGAAUCACUUCCUCCAUAUAUAUUUAAGGAUCUAAAGGAGCUUUCACAACUGAAUCUUUCUUACAACCCCAUCAAGAAAGUACAAAUAGACCAGUUUGAUUUUCUAAUUAAACUCAAAUCCCUCAGUUUGGAGGGCAUUGAAAUUGCAAACAUCCAGAGAAGAAUGUUCAGACCCCUGAGAAACCUUUCCCACAUAUAUUUUAAGAAAUUCCAAUACUGUGGAUAUGCCCCUCAUGUGCGCAGCUGUAAGCCCAACACUGAUGGGAUUUCCUCCCUCGAGAACCUUUUAGCUAGCAUCAUACAGAGAGUGUUUGUCUGGGUUGUAUCUGCCAUCACCUGCUUUGGAAAUAUUUUUGUUAUCUGCAUGAGACCUUACAUCAGAUCAGAGAAUAAGCUGCACGCCAUCUCAAUAAUGUCUCUUUGCUGUGCUGACUGUCUGAUGGGAAUAUAUUUAUUUGUGAUUGGAGCUUUUGAUCUUAAAUAUCGUGGAGAAUACAACAAGCACGCUCAGUUGUGGAUGGACAGUAUUCACUGUCAAUUGGUUGGAUCGCUGGCUAUUCUGUCUACAGAGGUGUCAGUCUUACUGUUGACAUAUCUGACUUUGGAAAAAUACAUCUGCAUAGUUUAUCCUUUUAGGUGUUUGAAGCCCAGAAAAUGCAGGACAAUUUCCAUUUUGGUUCUUAUCUGGAUAAUUGGGUUUGCUGUUGCUUUCAUCCCACUGAGUAAUAAGGAAUUUUUCAGGAACUACUAUGGCACCAAUGGUGUCUGUUUUCCUCUUCACUCAGAACAAUCAGAAAGUUCAGGAAGUCAGAUUUACUCUGUUGUCAUUUUCUUAGGUGUAAACUUGGCAGCUUUUAUCAUCAUUGUGUUUUCCUAUGGGAGUAUGUUCUACAGUGUUCACCAAACAGCUAUUAUGGCUACUGAAAUUCGGAAUCAUAUUAAAAAAGAGAUGAUCCUUGCUAAACGUUUUUUCUUCAUUGUAUUUACUGAUGCACUAUGUUGGAUACCUAUUUUUAUUUUGAAACUCCUUUCUUUACUUCAAGUAGAAAUACCAGGUACCAUAACUUCUUGGGUGGUGAUUUUUAUACUGCCAAUAAAUAGUGCUUUGAAUCCUCUUCUCUACACUUUGACUACACGACCUUUCAAAGAAAUGAUUCAUCAGGUUUGGUACAAUUACAGACAAAGAAGAUCCAAAAGAGCACAUCAGUGCUUUCGUGCUCUUAAGCUGAUAAAGAAAGACUGCCUUCCAUCACCACGUGUCUCAAGAUGUGCAUCUACUGCCUCUGUGCCUCGCAUAACUACGCACUACACAAUUCAUCCUCGGGACAAAGACAAACGAUGGGAAGGGGUAAACAUGGAAAGAUUUGCAGAGGAAGCUGAUGUUGUCAUUGUUGGAGGAGGCCCUGCAGGCCUUUCUGCAGCUAUUCGACUCAAACAGUUGGCUGCUGAGCAUAGCAAAGAAAUACGUGUUUGUCUAGUGGAAAAGGCUUCUCAGAUUGGUGCCCAUACAUUGUCUGGUGCCUGUCUUGAGCCAAGGUCCUUAGAAGAACUCUUUCCAGACUGGAAGGAGCGAGGGGCUCCACUUAAAACUCCUGUAACUGAAGACAAGUUUGGAAUUUUAACAGAGACAUCUAGAAUUCCGGUGCCAAUUCUUCCAGGACUUCCGAUGGUUAAUCAUGGAAAUUACAUAGUACGUCUGGGCCACUUUGUGAGUUGGCUAGGUGAACAAGCAGAAGCUUUGGGUGUUGAGAUAUAUCCAGGCUAUGCAGCAGCUGAGGUUCUUUUCCAUGAAGAUGGUAGCGUGAAAGGGAUAGCAACUAAUGACGUAGGCAUUCAGAAGGAUGGAGCACCUAAAGCUACCUUUGAAAGAGGCUUGGAACUCCAUGCUAAAGUCACAGUCUUUGCUGAAGGUUGUCAUGGACAUCUAGCCAAACAGAUGUACAAAAAAUACAAUCUAAGGGAAAAAUGUCAACCCCAGAGCUAUGGCAUUGGACUGAAAGAGUUAUGGACUAUUGAUGAAAAGAAAUGGAAACCAGGAAGAGUAGAACAUACUGUAGGCUGGCCUUUAGACAGACAUACAUAUGGAGGAUCCUUUCUUUAUCACUUAAAUGAGGGUGAACCUUUAGUUGCUCUUGGAUUUGUGGUUGGUUUAGAUUAUCAAAAUCCCUAUUUGAAUCCAUUUAGGGAAUUUCAGAGGUGGAAGCACCAUCCUAGUGUACAGCCUACUUUGGAGGGCGGAACAAGGAUUGCCUAUGGUGCCAGAGCACUAAAUGAAGGUGGUUUCCAGUCAAUACCCAAACUCACCUUCCCAGGUGGAUUAUUAAUUGGUUGCAGUCCUGGACUCAUGAAUGUUCCUAAGAUCAAAGGGACACAUACUGCAAUGAAAAGUGGCAUGUUGGCUUCAGAAGCAAUUUUUAGUCAAUUAAUCAAUGAAAAUCUCCAAUCAAAGACAAUAGGACUUCAUGUGCAAGAGUAUGAGGAGAACCUGAAAAAGUCCUGGGUCUGGAAAGAGCUGUAUGCGGUUAGAAACAUCCGACCAUCCUGCCAUACCGUACUUGGUGUGUAUGGAGGAAUGAUUUACACGGGUAUAUUUUACUGGUUACUGAGAGGAAUGGAACCAUGGACAUUAAAACAUCCAGGACCAGAUUUUGCUCAGCUCAAGCCAGCCAAAGAUUGCACACCUAUUGAAUACCCAAAGCCUGAUGGAAAAAUCAGUUUUGAUCUCCUGUCAUCUGUGGCUUUAAGUGGUACAAACCAUGAACAUGACCAACCUGCACAUUUAACUCUCAAAGAUGACAGUGUCCCUGUGAGCAAGAAUCUGGCUGUAUUUGAUGGACCGGAACAAAGAUUUUGUCCAGCAGGAGUCUAUGAGUUUGUUCCUCUGGAAACAGGAGAAGGAUCAAGGCUGCAGAUAAAUGCUCAGAACUGCGUCCACUGCAAAACAUGUGAUAUUAAAGACCCAAGUCAGAACAUUAACUGGGUAGUGCCUGAAGGUGGAGGAGGACCAGCUUAUAAUGGGAUGUAAACUGACACAUAUAUUCAGUGACUUCUGAUCGCCAACAAAUAUGUUGGAGUAUUUUAUGCUGCAGUGUAAUUUAUGUACAGCACUGACUCGAAUGUUAAGAGUUUGAGACUAACAUGCCAUUCUGGAUUUUACAUGUGACUGUUGCAUUAAAUGGAAAAUUGGUGCCUUCUGAUUAAACCCUAGCCUUAUUUAAAUAGGACUUCUUUACAGGAGUUGUAUGGCAGGCAGAAGACUUAAGUUCUUCUUAGUACUGAUAAAGGAACUUCGGAUCUUGGAUUUACUGCUGAAGUUCAGUGAUAACAAGCCAUAUCCAGAAUUGUGCUUACAAUGGAAGAAUUUAGUACCCACCCUUAAAAGUUUUUUCUCUCUCUAGCUGGAGUGAUUUACUAUAUGUAAUCCUACCUUGCGGACAGGGAAAUACAUCAGUCUAGAAACUUGUCAGUGCUUUUAAGUGUUACACAUUUUACAUCAAAUUUACAGUUAGAUUUUUUUUCCUGAUGUUAAUAGGGAAUACAACCUGUAAUGUGGUUUAAAAAAAAAUAAUACUUGCACCUUCAUUCUAUGUCUACCAUUUUUAUUCCUUACAAGAAAUCAGGCCUUCUCUAAUAAAAACUCUACUAAGAAAAUGCCUAAAUCGUCUUAGUGUGAAGUGCUUCUUAGGAAGCACUAUUAAGCUGGGAAAACACAACCACUACUGAGUUGCAAAACACAAGUUACUACAGCUGAAAAAAAAAAAAGAAAACCACAACAUCUUUGAAUAGUUUGUCUUUAUUAUUAGACUUUUUGUGUUGUAAACACUGAAAACUGCAGCAGAGAGCAAAUGAAAGAAGCAGCUCUGUUUAUCCUUUUGCAUGAGUUAGUGCAUAGAUUUAAAUGUUUAGGAAAAAAAUCAAGCAAACAUUUUAGCAUAAGCUGCUUUCUCUUUCUCCUUUUGGGCUUUUAUCUUCUGCUUGAUUUUGAGUGUUUCCGUCUGGAUAGCUGAUUAAAAAGAAAAAUCAUGACAGUUACAGUAAUCACUUACAUUAGGUCUCCUAAUAGUUUAAGACCAGGUCACAAUGCUGGAGCGAACUUACGUUAUUUCAUUUAAUAAAACUGCAUUCAACCUUGGAUUAGGUCAGAUAGUAGCAGCAAAAAGCCUUGUCCCUGACCCUGUGUUAUCUGGUAAGGUCACUACGUAGAGGAGUGUAUAGCAAGCACAGUAUUGGUGCUGACACAGAAUUUAUGAGCUAAAAAUCUCAUCCACUUUGACCAGGAAACUAAGCUAGUAAGAGCCCUGGGAGAUAGGGACACGGUUCAAGAGGAAUGCUGUUGACCUACAUAAGUAGGUGUUCCAGUGCAACAGAAGCAUCACUCGCUGUAUAAAACCAGGUUUUCCACCUCAGUGGGCUUUGUGCUCAAUACAUCAGUGUUUAAGAAGCCAACAUUUUAGGCAUCACGCUGGUAUAAAUUCCUACUAAAUACUACCCUGCAUACAUUGUUAAAUUCUUAACAGAUUUUAUGACGAAACAGUUUUAUUUUACCUUUGUCUUCAGGGGCUAUUUCAUGAGCCUUUUUAAGAUCAGCCUUAAAUAAAAGAGAAAUAUAAAUUAA